This is a messenger RNA of Tilletiaria anomala UBC 951, 1752 nucleotides long. RefSeq lists its product as uncharacterized. Gene Ontology annotation, cellular component: CURI complex; UTP-C complex. Gene Ontology annotation, molecular function: nucleic acid binding. Gene Ontology annotation, biological process: ribosomal small subunit assembly; rRNA processing. Lineage: Eukaryota; Fungi; Basidiomycota; Exobasidiomycetes; Georgefischeriales; Tilletiariaceae. The record is from RefSeq and is a predicted model, not a curated record. The coding region runs from base 1 to 1665 and encodes 554 amino acids. The transcript is spliced from 2 exons.
AUGGGAAAGAAGAAUCGGGCAUCAGCGGCCCAAGCAGCGGCCAAGGCGCCUGCCUCAUCCAGUUCCGAAGGCAAGGCCAUAAUGCCCGCUAGCCAGCCGACUGUCGAUGAGCCGGCGAAGAAGAAGCAAAAGAAGCAGAUAUCCUCCCCAUCUUCCUCUGGCGGGAAAGCGAAAGAGACGGGGCCGGCUCAUCCGCUGCCGUGCACCAUUGGCCAAUUCACCGCUGUGCCUCUUCGGCUGCCCUCCAAAUUCAUCAAGUCGACGCCGUACCACUGGAUCUACAUCCGCGCGCAUGCCUCCAGCGAAAGCGCUCCUACCUCAUCCGCUGGGCCUGGCUCCUCGAAAACAGCGGAGCUUCCCGCCGAGCGCACCCUCUUCGUCGCCAACCUGCCAGUCGAGGCUACCGAGCGGCAUUUGCGCGCCCUGUUCCAGCCCGCCGGCGGCAGGGUGCAACGCGUCAUCUUCCAGGCGGCCAAGAACCUGUACGAGCGCGAGGAGCUGCGCCGAAGAAGCCUGCUUCCUUCGUCUGGUAGUGAUGGUGCGGAUGGCGUAGAAGAGGAGGAGGACGAGUAUGAGGACGUGGACGACGGAGAGGAUGAAAUGCCGGAUGCCUCCACAGCUGAGGUGCACAGUGUCAUGAAAGCAAAAAAUAAGCAAGCACAGAAAGGCAGCAAGAAGAAUUCCAAAAGCAUAUCCAAUGCUCUCCUCUCCUCUAUACCGAGCAUCACAGCUCUCCCGAGCAUGGACCCGCGCGUCGCAUCCAACCCAUCCUCUUCCGCCUCGUCGAAAGAAGCCAGUAUACCCGUACCGCCACUACUGCCAACCGGUUCGUCUGCACACGUUAUCUUCCUCGACGCCAGCACGCUCACGCGCGCUGUGCAGCUCGCGAAAGAAGGCGCGCUCACCCCGCGCGGCUGGGCCAACCCGGACCCAUUUGCGGACCUCGCGCUGGCCGAAACGGAGGCCAGCGCGCGUAUACCGCGAGGAGGAGUGCAUGCAGGUACCGCGGCCGGGUCCGACACGACUGGGAACGCGAAUGCAGGCGCGGGCGUGGGCGCCAACAUGACGGCGAACGGGAAAGUGGACGCGGCAGCACGUGCGGCUUUUGCGGCGGGUGCACGCGCGCCGCCACUCGGCCUCGCGUACCUGCUCGCCGCGCACGACCUCGCGCGGCCAUCGCUCGGCGCCGUGCGCACGUAUGCGGACAGCUGCAUUGCACGCUACGAGUACCUGCGUGCGCACCCGGCUGCCGCCGCCGCUGCUGAUGCCGCGAAUGGAGGCGGUCCCGGGAAGGGGGAGCAAACGAAAGGAGGCAUCGAAGCGGUUAGCGUCGGCCCAGAUGGAGAGCUGCUGGACGCGGAUGGCUUUGUCAUCGUACAGCACGGCGGAAAGUACGGGCGCGCGAACGCCGGGCAAGGGCAAGGCGUCGGUGUCAUUCGCAAGUACGCCUCUGCUUCCGCUCCUGGCAGCGACAUGGCGCAGACUCAAUUGGGUCAGGAACAGAAAAGGCAAAAGAAGAAGCGUGCACUGGAGCUGGACGACUUUUACAAGUUCCAGCGCCGCGAGAAGAAGCGCGAUGAGUUGGCCGAGAUGCGUGCGCGCUUCGAGGCGGACAAGGAGAAAGUGCGCAAGCUGCGCGAGGGCCGGAGGUUCAAGCCUUAUUGAAUGCCCAGCAGCACGUGCGCUAGAGAAUCAUGGACGGUACUUUGCAUUCUACCCAAUAUAUGUACAAGUUGCAGACCUCGAUGGAAU